GUAAACGUUGAUAUCAAAGGCUCCAUAUACCGAGACCAUGUAUGGUGCAGAUGAGUCAGUUGUGGGUAAUGCUUCAGAGUACAGAUAUGGGCUGGUUCAGUGUAGUAGAGAUAUAAGUAGUGGUGGUUGUAGCCACUGUUUAGUGCAGCUUAUGGAUGAUAUUCAGAUGUGUUGCAAAGGGAAGAAAGGGUGGAGGAUACUGACACCUAGUUGUUAUCUGAGGUAUGAGCAGUACCCUUUUUUUGCACAACAAUUGGUACCGCCAGUUUUGGCUCCACCUGUGUUGUCUCCGCCAGUGUUGGCUCCGAUUACAAAUGCACCGCCCGUGACUACUAACAAAGGAAAGGGUUUAAAGAGCACAACGAAGAUUAUUCUCAUCACUGUACCAAUUAUAACUACUGUGGUGGCUCUCUUUGGUUUCUACUUGUACUACACAAAUGGCAGAAGAAAGCAAAAAGUUCAGGAGACAAGCCUUCUAUUAAACAUUUUGGAAUAUCGAAGUAGUAGUAAACGCAAAAUGGAGGAACUUAUGGUUGUUACGGACCAGGACAACAGUGGGGAGAUCCAUUACUUUCAUUUAAGUGCCAUCCAUAUUGCUGCAAACAAUUUCUCAGAUGCAAAUAAGCUUGGACAAGGUGGUUUUGGCCCCGUUUAUAAGGGCAAGCUUCAUGAUGGGAAGGAAAUAGCAGUUAAAAGGCUAUCAGGGAACUCGGGACAAGGACUUGAUAAGUUUAAGACUGAAGUUAAGUUGAUUGUAAAGCUUCAACAUAGAAAUCUUGUGAAGCUCAUAGGUUGUUGCAUUGAGGGAGAUGAAACACUUCUUGUCUAUGAGUACAUGGCCAACACUAGUCUUGAUGCCUUUCUCUUCAGUUUGUGCUAUGCUACCAAAUGUAAGGAAUUAGAUUGGGCUAAGCGCGCAAUUAUAGUUCAUGGAACUGCAAAGGGACUUCUAUAUUUGCAUGAAGACUCUCGACUCAAAAUCAUCCACAGGGACUUAAAAGCGAGCAAUAUUUUGUUGGAUGAUGAGAUGAACCCAAAAAUAUCAGACUUUGGUACCGCCAGUGCUUUCUAUGGCAAGCAAAUUGAAGCUAGCACCAACAGAAUUGUAGGCACAUAUGGAUACAUGGCACCAGAGUAUGCAAUGGAGGGAAUAUUUUCAAUAAAGUCUGAUGUCUACAGUUUCGGAGUCCUAAUGUUAGAAGUCAUAAGCGGAGAAAAAAACAAUGUCAAUCUCCCGGCACAUGCCCAAAGCCUUUUACCAUAUGUAUGGCAACUAUGGAAUGAUGGCACAGCACAAGAGUUGAUAGAUAGAAACUUGAUCAACAAUUGUCCAUUAAGAGAGGUUGUGAGAUGGAUUAACAUUGCAUUGUUGUGUGUUCAAGAAAACCCCGAAUACCGGCCCUCGAUGUCAAAGGUUGUUCUCAUGCUUGGAGGCCAAUCAAUAGAUCUUCCCAAGCCAUCAGAACCUCCAUUCCCUGUUGGUAGAUACACCAUGUCUGAUCAAUCUUCGUCCAACGUGAUAGCGACCGUGACAGAGACAGAUACAGAGACAAGAUCUCUUACAUCAGAUCAUCCCUCAACAAAUGCUUCUUGUACUUGAGAAAUUGGUUUGAUCAAGAAUGAUCCAUUCUGUUAAUUUUCUCCUUAAAAUGUAGUUUUUUUGAGAUGAUGAUGAAAAUUAGUAAGUGAGAGAAGACAAGAGAUGAAGAUAGAAAUACUGCAAACAAUGUUGCCAAUGAUGAAAUUUUGAAUCUCUAUUGUAGCAGAACCAGAAUCCAAAUAUGAAUGAUCAGAGUUAUUUGAGGCUAGGGCAAAAAUUUUAGUUAGGACCUUUAUAAUUUUGUAGAAUAUAAUUAUAUUAUUUUUAUUGGGCA
Camellia sinensis is the source of this 1874-nucleotide messenger RNA. Lineage: Eukaryota; Viridiplantae; Streptophyta; Magnoliopsida; Ericales; Theaceae. The record is from RefSeq and is a predicted model, not a curated record.